CAGUAAAUUUUACUGUCAGUGUUAUGUCACUGUAAACACUCCACGGACAUUUACGCCUAUGAUUUGCUGCUUGUCGAGUCUAAUAUGCCUGCAUCUACUCAGGACAGCCUGCUCAUACGGUAACGGUACUAACUGACGUUACAUCGUCUCUCUUCCACACCCCCUCUUCCACUGCCUCUGCCAGUCUCUGCACUGCUGGUCCGUAUCCCUUGUGUGCCACAGGCAGCAUCACAGCAGCGGACAUUUGGCGAACGAGAGCACGGGCUGCGGUCGCAUACUGCGCGCUUACGAUUGGCGCGGACGUAGCGGUGGAACACAGGAUUGUAAUUUGAUUUCCUCCGUGCUGUGCGCUGUUUCUGAAUAUCGUUCCUGCCUCGACACCCCUUCCUACCCUGCUUGUGUGGAUGGUUGACUGCAGAUUUGAUGGUGUUGAGCAGGCUCGUCUGAUUGAAGGCUUGCGGCCAGGGGGCCAUCUGUGGGGCCGCAGAGAGAGAGAAAAACCUCUGUCCACGGCUAAGUCCGUUCUGUGCCCUGUGAUUGUGAAUGGACUGCGCUCCCUCCGUGAUUUUCUGCAGUCGCUUUGAGUCAUUUGUGGAAGAAGAUGGCGGACAGGGCUGAGAUGUUUUCCCUAUCCACUUUCCAUUCCCUCUCUCCUCCUGGCUGCAGGCCAGCCCAUGACAUCAGCCUGGAGGAGUUUGAUGAUGAAGAUCUCUCUGAAAUCACAGAUGACUGUGGGAUUGGACUCAACUAUGACUCUGACCCAUAUGAGAAGGAUUCUCUCAUUCUGGAGAAGAAUGACAUGCACCACCCAGUGUGCUCCUUCCAGGACGACUUCCAAGAGUUUGAGAUGAUUGACGAUGAAGAUGAGGAUGAUGAGGAGGAAGAAGAAGAAGAUGAAGAGGUUGACCCAGAUGCUCCCCCAUCCCCCUCUGCCUCCCCUCCUCCUUCCCCCACACAUGGUACACUGAAGAGCAGACCCACCACACUGAACCUCACCGCUGCUGUGUCGCAAGAUUCUCUGAACAACAACAGCAGUCUGUCACCAAAGAAAGGAAGCUGGCAGGACUCUCUACGCAACCCUGCUUCACAGGGCCGUCUAUCUCCAACCCACCCAUGUCUAGAAGACGAUAGCCAUGUGACAGGCCAGUGCCCGGCAUCUCCAGUUUCACAGGCACCAGGGUCUCAGAGCAAAGGUACUCCACCAAAACAGGCAGGGGAGGGCGGGAACCCCCAGUCCCCUCACAGGCCCCUCCUCUGCGACAUGGAGGGCAACAGGCGGGAGAGGCCCGAAUACGGCUCAUUUGAUCAACAUAAGUCUGUCUCAUGCUCUGGUAAUGUCACAGAGCCAAAAAGCGACCCUUUAAUCCAGACAACCAGAGCGCCAUCCGUAGAUGAGCACUCCCAGUGUUCAGACACAGAGGUGGACCAUGACCUCAACAGCGACCACAACCACAAACACUCAAACCGGUGUGCCACUGACACCUACACAAUCACCAGCGAGUCAUAUAUGGAGCCGGAGAAUGACCUAGACCCAGAUGGAACAAGUCACUGCUUCUCCUCCACUGCUCCCCUGGGAGCCAACGAUGGCGCUGACACGCCCUUGUCUGAUGAGGAGCUGGAGAAGGACUUUGAAGUUGAGCUCAUGUGUAAGGGGACCUAUGACAUGGUGUGUAAAGAUAAUCAGUCAUCAUACGUUGAAUUUCCCUCCAUUGAACCCUUUGAGCCUGCCUCCUUCUCCAGCUAUGUGUCCUCCAGCCCUUUAGAUACUCUUGACCCAUCUAAUAGUUCACAAGCUCCAGCAGCUUCUGCCUUGGAUGCAGCAGCUAAUGACUCCACCUCUCCAUCCUCAGACCCAGGGAUAGCCGAUAUGAACCAGCAAGGUUACGUGACUUCAGACCAGGACAAAGACCUCAGCUCUCCAAACUCUGACUCUGAUGUUGAAGGGGAGCUGGAGGCUGCGUUUGCAUGUGACGAUCCUGUAGUCUCCAACAUGAUCUCCUCUAUCUCAGAAACAGAGCUGGACCUUACCAGUGAUGACAGUAGCAGUGGACGCUCAUCCCACCUCACCAACUCCAUUGAGGAGGCCAGCUCUCCUACAUCAGAUCAGGAACUCGACCCAGAUACAGAAUUAGAGCAAGACAGUGGAAUCGUUGGAUUGAAAGCAUCUCUUCUGCUGGGCCAGCCUGACCCCAUCAAAGAAGGGUCUCCUCUUCCCUCUCCUUCCUCACUACCCUCACCCACUAUUGCUACACCAUCACCUGUUGACUCACCCAUCCUACCCACUGAGUCCUAUGAUGAUGGUCAGGCUCUGAUGGGCCUGCAGAAUGUGGAUGAUGAGCUGUCCGAUGAGCACCAGGCUGACCCAGAUGAGACUCUGCCACCAGCCCAAUGCUGUGAGGACACCCUGUCCAGACAGAUGGUGCUCCAGAUUGAACCAGACCACAGCCUAGAGAGCUUCAAACGCUCCUUCUACCUGCCAGUAGGACCCAGGUUAAUGCCAGCCACAGAUGAAUAUGAUGAAACUAGUGAGGGAGAUUCAGAAUCAGAGAGUGAAGACGACCUGAGCGAGAACUCAGACUCACCCUGGUUGCUCAGCAACUUGGUCAACAGGAUGAUCUCAGAGGGCUCCUACCCAAUCAGCUGUCCUGAAGAGUGCUUCAAGAGGAGGGCAUCUGUGUCGGACACCAUCACACCAUCCUCAGACAUAGGAGAGGGAGAUGGCUUCAAUGAUGAGGACCAAGAGAGGAAAGCAGGGAUGGAUGGAUUAGAAGAAGAAGAGAAGGAAGGUGAGGGGUACAGUAAGGAAAGGAUGGUGCCAGGAGAAAGAAAAAGUGUGGAGUCUUCAAAAGAAGGAGCAGUGAUGAGCCCCUGUCUCUAUAUGAGCAACCCCACUGGUGACACUGUAACUCCUUUGAUUUUAGAGCGCUGUGCAAGCAAUGAGAGAGGAACCCCUGAUUUCAGCUCCUUGUAUACCACUAAAGACUCUGAAAAGAACCUCACAGACAAACUAUCAAAGAAUGCCAGGAGGCUGGAGGAAGAUGAAGAGCCCAAUAACGACUUGAUGAUGUUAAAGGGGAGGAAGGAUCUGGACUCACCAAGCCUCAGUGAGAGUGUGGUCAGCGACAAGGAUGAAGGUCGAGAGACUGAGCCCAGGCCAACGAGCCGCUCCUCAGCCUCUCUUGAGCAUAUCACAGAGGUCAAGCACAGCCUGACGCUGGACAUCCCCACCACCCAGACCAACCGCUGCUUCAGCCUGACCUACUCCACAGACAAUGAUGAAGAGGAGGAUGAUGGGGACUCCUAUCCAUUCCUGAGCGGCUUGAGGAAGCAGUCUUAUACGGGUAGUGACUUAGAGCUUGACAGUUCACAACCCAUUGAUUCUAGUGUGCAAGACUGUCCUUUAUCUGACCAUGACCUUCCACUGUGUGAGAAAGAACUGGCUCUAAGUCAACCAAAUGAAGACAAUGGACUGGCCUAUGACUCCAUGAAGUACACGUUAGUGGUGGAUGAGAAUGCUACUCUAGAAUUAGUCAGCCUCAGAAGGUGCACCUCCGUCCUGAGUGAUGACAGUGAGCUCUCCACGCUAUGUGAUGAGGAGCCUUUGGGAAUGGGCGAGGUGGGCUAUGCUCAAGAUGAUGAGGAGGUGAGGCCAGAACUUCUCAGUUCUUCUGAGGACUCCUCCCCGGAGGCUGACCUCCCAUUCUCUAAGAAGUUCCUCAAUGUGUUUGUCAACAGCACCUCCCGUUCCUCCAGCACAGAAUCCUUUGGACUUUUCUCCUGUACCAUUAAUGGAGAGGAGAGGGACCAGACACACAGGGCAGUCUACAGGUUCAUUCCCAGACAUGCGGAUGAGCUGGAGCUGGAUGUUGAUGAUCCUUUAUUUGUGGAGGAAGAAGAGGAUGACUACUGGUACAGAGGCUAUAACAUGCGGACAGGGGAGAGGGGCAUCUUCCCUGCCUUUUAUGCCCAUGAGGUCAUAGGCCAGUCUAAGGAGCUGUUGGGAAUGAAGCGAAACCCAGCAUGGAUUGAGACUUUCAGCGUUCCGUUUUUGGGGUCUGUUGAGGUACCUUAUCACCAAGGCAACGGCAUUCUCUGUGCCGCCAUGCAGAAGAUUGCAGUAUCAAGGAAACGAACGGUACACGUGCGUCCUCCUUCUCUGUGUGAACUGGAAAUUAGCCUGCAAGGAGUGAAACUGAUCAUGAGCCUGGAGGAUGAAUAUGAUACCCUUGAUGAGUAUGACAAAUGUAGUCACUUCUUCCAGAUGAAGAACAUCUCCUUCUGUGGAUGCCAUCCAAAGAAUAACUGCUACUUUGGCUUCAUCACUAAGCACCCGAUGCUGAACAGAUUUGCUUGCCAUGUGUUUGUAUCCCAGGAGUCCAUGCGACCUGUAGCAGAGUGUGUUGGGCGAGCCUUCCAGGAGUACUACCAGGAACAUCUGGAGUAUGCCUGCCCCACCGAGGACAUCUAUCUGGAGUGACAGGUGUUACCAUGACAACCACUUUCCUCAUCCACAGCUAGAGUUAUAUUCACCAAGUUUGCCACCAGAGGGCACUCCCACUGGGGUCUUCUCCAUUGUAAACUACUCUUCUGUGCCCUUCUGAAACUGGGAUCUUCAUUUCUACAGUAUGCUAGGAAUCUGACUGAUUUCAGUCAUUUCUCUCUGUCUUCGUUUAUUUCCAUCAUCUCAAUGCAUUGAUUGCCUGUUUCUUUUAUCUUUUUCUAUGAUAUAAAACUAAGAUGCUGAGCACCUGUUUAUUUAAAGGUUCCUCUUUUGAAAUGAAAUAUACCUACUACUGCUGUUUCACUUUUCAAUGCAUGGCUAGUAGGGUUACUGCACACAGACACCAAUAAAUACACAUAUCCAAGUGAAUGGCAAGCAGCUCAACAAUCAGUAAGGGAGUGGUGUAGAAUCAAGAGUUGGCAUUUAUUUAACUGUAAAUAUGUAUUUGUUCAUUACUGACAAAAUGCUAAUUUGGUUUCUACUGAUAGCGACAUUGGAGCACAGUAGAGAGACUACAGUGAACUGUCCUUGGUCUGAGCUUACCCGUGUCAUGUACAAGAUGUAGUGUGUGCUGUAAAUACAUGUAUAGAAAGUAGACAUGCAGCCACUUCAUCCAGGCAAUUUAAGACACACUUGCAUUUGAGAGGGAUGGUGGGGAUUUGCUUCUUAUUUUUGUUGUGCCAGGAAGAACUGCAGGUUUAAGAGAUUUUUUAUAAAGGUUGUAAUGACUUGGAAUGAACGUUGAAUGUCAUUAGCCCUGCAGAUGUUAUUCAGCUUGGAAUAGGUGAAGUACUGUAACUGUCAGCACAUUUGGAUGAUACAACAGGACCAUUUUACUUUGUCCAGUCCUCAAAACUGCUUUAUGACCUUCACAACAGAGAGCUUUCACUGGAAAUCAUCCAGAUAUUGAAACUGCAAAUUGAUCACUGUAUGCUUGCUAUGAUUGAUGUGACUUCUGGGUCAAAGAAAGUCACUCUGAAAAGCCAUAUACUCAUAUUCUUUGACUGUUUAACUCUGGUUUUCAGCGACAUCCUCGUCUGUUUUCAUUUGACUUGGUAAUUUCAACAAGGGAAAAUGAAUGUCUAGACUAACCAGUACCCACAUGCCAGUAAUGCUGUAUGACAGUGCACCCACACUGCAGUGAGUGUCCUGCUUAUUUGUGGUCCUGGUAACACAAUCGGAGCAAACCUUUAACAAACCGUUAAAAGAGAGUUUUUAUAGCUAUGCAGUGGUUAGAUUUUUAUCUUUUUUUUUAAGUAUGAUGGCCAGAAGGGGUGGUCACUGCUCUGGGGUUGUUGUGGCAUAGCUUACAGUUUAGCACCUUGCAUAAGAGAGGGGCUCUAUUUAAAAAUGAUGCAGUCACUGCAGUCAACCAUUAUCUGAAAUUUCAGGCUUGAAGUUUCCCACUCCCUACUUUCCCCAGCGUUCUUUCAUACACUGUCGAGCAUCUUGUUCUUCUGCUUUCAGCCACAGUCCACCAGGAGAAACAAGAUCUGUAGGAUUUCAGUGUUAACAAGUUCACUGAACAUUGACGCAGCGGGGGUGGGGCUGGGUGUCUACACAUGUAUUGCUGUUAGCUAGAUCAUGUACAGUAUAUACAAUAGCGAAUCUAAGAUAGUGCUGUCCUUUAUGUUGAGUAUGUUACUGAAAUGAAUAUGUACAUUAAUUAAAAUGACAUUUAAAAAAAAGAUCAGAACCAACAAAAAUCCCUGAAAGAAAAGAAAAACACAGUGACCUGCAAUCAUUUUAUUUCAGUGUUAUGUUUCUACAGAGGUGUUAAUCUCAGUAUUUGUCACACGGGUGGCAUUUGGGGUUUCUGCCAGCUCCAUAACUCUCAACAGACAGGCUUCAGCAGCACUUUUAAGUGCACAUUUGUAAGAUGUGACGUCAUUAUUGUGUGACACGCCUACCAGACAACCGACUAAUAUGCUGUUAGAGCUGAAUAGUGACUGACUCGGCUGCAACUAUAAUUGUGUCUUGCUGAUUAUAGUGAAGGCGUUUGAGCUCCAACAGUGUGACCCAUCUCUGAUUUUGAUAUUUUUGAUUGAUUUGAUUUAUUCUUUCAAGCAUGUAAAGACAGUUGAUAUGUCAACACACAUAAU
Molecule: messenger RNA, 6603 nt
Organism: Monopterus albus (swamp eel)
Lineage: Eukaryota; Metazoa; Chordata; Actinopteri; Synbranchiformes; Synbranchidae
Gene: mapk8ip2
Product: mitogen-activated protein kinase 8 interacting protein 2
Exons: 14
Coding region: 602-4477 (1291 amino acids)
Biological process (GO): JNK cascade; regulation of JNK cascade
Cellular component (GO): cytoplasm
Molecular function (GO): MAP kinase scaffold activity; JUN kinase binding
Source: RefSeq, a predicted model, not a curated record